Molecule: messenger RNA, 1350 nt
Organism: Scomber japonicus (chub mackerel)
Lineage: Eukaryota; Metazoa; Chordata; Actinopteri; Scombriformes; Scombridae
Product: E3 ubiquitin-protein ligase RNF123-like
Exons: 13
Coding region: 1-1350 (449 amino acids)
Cellular component (GO): cytoplasm
Molecular function (GO): ubiquitin-protein transferase activity; protein binding
Source: RefSeq, a predicted model, not a curated record
AUGUAUGAUCCCUCUCACCCCCUCCAUGCUGAGCUGAGGCAGCUCGGGAGCCACAGACUCACCUCCCAAUACAUACCAGCACCUCUCAAUACCUCCCACUACCUCCCAGAACCUCUCAAUACCUCCCAGAACCUCCCAGUACCUCCCAAUAACGCCCAAUACACCCCAAUACCUCCCAGCACCUCCCAACAACCCCCAAUACCUCCCAGCACCUCUCAAUACAUACCAGCACCUCUCAAUACCUCCCACACCUCUCAAUACCUCUCAGCACCUCCCAAUAACCCCCAAUACCUCCCAGCACCUCCCAAUACCUCCCAGCACCUCCUAAUAACCCCCAAUACCUCCCAGUACCCCCCAGAACCUCUCAAUACCCCCCAGCACCUCUCAAUACCUCCCAAUACCCCCCAGCACCUCUCCAUACCUCCCAGUAUCUCCCAGUACCUCCCAGCUCCUGUUGCUAUGCCAACGCCUGAACACGAGACUCAUCACCUGGACAAUCAGACAGCUUCCGGUCAGCUCGCCUGUCCUCACCUGUCCUCCCCGAGACCCUCUGAGGACAGGAUGAGCUCUAAAGGAGGCGGCACGGCUCUGACGCGUCGUAACUACCGACUGUCAUCAGACACGGACAAACCCCGAUCCACAGGAAUCGUCAACGAGAAGCUGCUGAGCGACUACCUGCAUCAUGUGUUUCCCUCCACCAAGCAGGGACCAGCGCUCGCCUCACUCAGGAAGCCUCUGGGUUUCCAGGACCUCGGAGCUCACCUGGAGCGGUUGCUGUCUGAAGGAGAACCAGCUGAGGAGAGUCGAGACCAGCCGGUGGACGGCCGUCUGGGUCCUCAGCCCGUCGUCCUCGAUCACACCAGCGGCUUCGAGGGACUUCUGUUCGUAGACGACGACCUGCUGGGGGUGAUCGGUCACAGUAACUUCAGCUCCAUCAGAGCCACCACCUGCGUGUAUAAAGGGAAAUGGGCCUACGAGGUUCUGAUCUCCUCACAGGGACUCAUGCAGAUCGGCUGGUGUACACUCAACUGCCGCUUUAACCAGGAGGAGGGCGUGGGUGACACUCCUGAUUCGUACGCGUACGAUGGAAACAGAGUGAGGAAGUGGAACGUGACGACCACCAACUACGGAAAGUCGUGGGCGGCCGGAGACAUCGUCAGCUGUCUGAUCGACCUGGACGAGGGAACCAUCACCUUCUGCCUUAACGGACAGUCUCUGGGAACCGCCUUCACCAACAUCAAGAUGGGUCCAGGUGUGGCUUAUUUUCCGGCCAUCAGCCUCUCCUUCAAAGAGUCGGUGGCUUUUAACUUCGGCAGCAGACCUCUGAGAUAUCCUUUAACCUGCAGCUGA